Molecule: messenger RNA, 1491 nt
Organism: Neurospora tetrasperma FGSC 2508
Lineage: Eukaryota; Fungi; Ascomycota; Sordariomycetes; Sordariales; Sordariaceae
Exons: 5
Coding region: 1-1491 (496 amino acids)
Source: RefSeq, a predicted model, not a curated record
AUGAUGAUCAAAUGGAGGUUGAUCGGGGAGGACAUGGAGAGAAUGUCAUUGUUUGGUCCCGCUGGUGGCACAGCUUGGGAUGGAGGACUUGAGCGGGAGAAGAGUGAUGGGAUGAUGGAGAAGAAAUGUGGAAGAGAGGAGAAAGGGAAGAAGACGAGGAUUAAGUACAUGGCGGGAAACAGAGCAUGGGAGGGGAAUUCUUUCUGCCUCCCGCACAAACUCAAACGCAGGGCCAGUACCGGGAAGCAUGACUUCAAACGCUUGCCGUCGGAUAAGGGCAAUCUGAGUGGAAGGCUUGACAAAAGGCGAGGCGGGGGAGUCUUGGGAGGAAGGAACGAGAAACAGAGGAGACAUUGGCCUCGCACUCAGGACCUCAAACUGCCAGGUGCCCGGCGUGCCUUAGUGCCUGGCAGUAACACUCAGCAGAGGGAGUGGUCCGGGUCUCCUUGUCCCCUCGUCCUGUCUACUUCCGUUCAAGCCGUCCUCCUCGAGUCAUAUUUCCUUCUUGACCAAACCCGAAAUGAAGAAACAACGAGUUCCUCCACGAUUUUCGACACUUCCAGUUGCUUCCGGGCCCCAACAGCUCUCGUCAACCACCCAAGUUGGCAUUCAAGCCACACACGAAUCCUUGUACUUAAAUUCGAGGGUUCCUCACCCCCGCCUCUUUUCCCCCUCUGCUUCUUCGUUUUCGUCUUCAUCUUCAUCUUCAUCGUCAUCGCCAUCGUCAUCGUCAUCGUCAUCGUCAUCGUCAUCGUCAUCGCCGUUGUCGUCAUCAUCUUCUUCUCCAAUCAACAAGUUCAUCACCACUUCCGUGCCUCGCUGUCUGCGUUCACUCCGUUCAAUUUCCAUCACUUCGACACAAUCCCCCACCUGCUCAAGUACGCGGAGCGGGCCGGCGGCUAUGAAGGUCCUGCCUACCGCGGCACGGCCUCCGCGCCCGCUCCACAUUGUCCUCGACUGAAAACAACACCCGAGUAUCUCGACAAGCCCGGCUUGCGUCUCUGCGACUCCGAAAAAAUCCGGGGCCCAACGAGGCUAUCUUCUCCGACUUCGCCGGUCGGUGCUAGGGCCGUCGUACAGUCCAUCCUCAACGCCGAUUUGGUCGCCUGGGGCCUUAAACUUUAUGAGUACCACCUACCAGUGUCGGGAUAUGUCAUGGGCUGGAAAAGGCGACAACGAAAAGGACUUGAUUCUGGAGUUGUCGAACGGAAGAGGAGAAACGGAAACCAGGGCAGCCUAAAUAUCUGGAAGGGAAUGCCGGGGAAUGGGCGGCCCAGAGCACGGAAUUCCAACAGGAUAUCAUCGAAGAUGAUAGGUAUUCGAGCGCAAUUCCAUGGCCAGCAGUUUCAACUUUGGCAUGUCUUGUUCCGGUGGCAGACCGUUGAGGAUAUCAUUCAAGAUGAUCUUCGAGCGAGAUUCAAUGGCAAGCAGCUUCAACUUCGGCAUGUCUUGUUCGGUGGCAGACCGUACCUGUGGGGAGCCACGCGGUAA